This is a messenger RNA of Papaver somniferum (opium poppy), 1647 nucleotides long. Its product is annotated as COP9 signalosome complex subunit 4-like. Bases 102 to 1295 code for a protein of 397 amino acids. The record is from RefSeq and is a predicted model, not a curated record. Gene Ontology annotation, cellular component: cytosol; COP9 signalosome. The transcript has 14 exons. Lineage: Eukaryota; Viridiplantae; Streptophyta; Magnoliopsida; Ranunculales; Papaveraceae.
UGAUUUAACAAAGAGUUUUUUUCCUUUCUUUUUCUUCCUCCUCGGACAGAAAACAAAAGCUAGGGUUUACGGAAGGGCUUGAUUUUGGAGAAUUAUCAGUCAUGGAUGGUGUUCUAGCUAGUGCUUCAGAGAUAACUGAUCAGAGACAAAAGAUUGAACAGUAUAAGCAAAUUCUAUCAACAGUUCUAUCAUCUAAUGACGUUGUACAAGCUAAUAAGUUCAUAGAUCACAUGGUGUCGGAUGCUGUUCCAUUAGUGGUAUCGAGACAGUUAUUACAAACGUUCGCUCAAGAUUUGGGGCGGUUUGAACCUGAAGCUCAAAAAGAGAUUGCUCUUAAUUUUCUUACUCAGAUUCAAUCUCGUUCUGUCUCUUUUGAAGAACAGGUUUUGAUUAUUAGAGAGAAACUUGCUGAGUUGUAUGAAGCUGAGCAGGAAUGGUCAAAGGCAGCACGUAUGCUCAGUGGAAUUGACUUGGACUCGAGUAUCAGAUUGCUUGAUGAAUCUUACAAGCUGUCCAAGUGUGUCAAAAUUGCUAGCCUAUACCUUGAGGAUGAUGAUGCCGUAAAUGCAGAAACGUUUACUAAUAAAGCUUCUUUCCUGGUUAACAAUAGUAAACAAGAAGUUCUUGUCUUACAGUAUAAGGUUUGUGCUGCAAGAAUAUUGGAUUUGAAAAGGAAGUUCUUGGAUGCUGCGUUAAAAUAUUACGAAAUUUCCCAAAUAGAGAAGCGACAAAUCGGAGAUGAGUGGAUUGAUGAGGAAGCUCUAGAGCAAGCCCUAACAGCUGCUGUGACAUGUACAAUUCUGGCUCCUGCUGGCCCCCAACGCUCUCGAGUUCUUGCCAAUUUUUAUAAGGAUGAACGCUGCUCAAAGUUGAAGAUUUAUCCAAUAUUGGAAAAGGUUUAUCUGGAGAGAAUCUUGAGAAAACCUGAAAUUGAUUCAUUUGCUGAAGACCUAAAAGAGCAUCAGAAAGCUCUUUUGCCCGAUAACUUUACUGUUCUGGAUCGAGCAAUGAUUGAGCAUAAUCUUCUGAGUGCAAGCAAGCUUUACACAAACAUAAGCUUUGAGGAAUUAGGGGCUUUGCUGGGAAUUGCUCCUCCAAAGGCUGAGAAGAUCGCUUCGAAAAUGAUUUACGAAGAUAGGAUGAAGGGAUCCAUUGAUCAGGUUGAGGCCUUCAUACAUUUUGAUGACGACAAAGAGGAACUUCAACAGUGGGAUCAGCAUAUUGUGGGCCUUUGUCAAUCACUUAAUGAUGUUCUAGACACCAUGUCAAAGAAAGGCUUGGCGAUUCCCGUCUAAACUACUGCAAUUUACUGCACUGUUAGGAAUAGACGGUGGAUACAGUUAAACAUAGACGGUGGAUACAGUUAAACAUGUUUCAAGUUCAGAUCGUCAGAUGGAUAUAUCGUGUAGUUAAAAAGAGAAAAUAGCAAAUUACUUUUUCUUGUAGAAAUGCUGGGUUUUGCCUUGACUCAUCUUUUGGGCUGAACAAGACUUCUUUUUUCACAAAGUUCAUUUUCAGAUUCCUGUACGUAACAAGAUGUUUAAUUUUAGCCAGAAGCUGAGUUGCCUGAAUGUGUGUUUUUUUCUUUUUUGUUGUUGUAUUCUUAAGUAAGAUUUUCUUCUGUUAUAUGCAUGAAGAGUUUUUUUA